Theobroma umbraticum is the source of this 836-nucleotide messenger RNA. Its product is annotated as inner membrane localized protein. Gene Ontology annotation, cellular component: chloroplast inner membrane; chloroplast thylakoid membrane. The record is from RefSeq and is a predicted model, not a curated record. Lineage: Eukaryota; Viridiplantae; Streptophyta; Magnoliopsida; Malvales; Malvaceae.
AUAUUAUCGAACUCGGAACUCAGAAGUAGCAAGUUGUCCUCGUUGUUGUUGAGUAUUUCUGUUCCCUCAACUCUUAACUUCCCCAUUUUCUUGCGCUUCUCUCACUUGUAUUCUCCACUCUUGGAAAAUGACUAGCCUUUCAAAUUCUUUGGUUUUGCCAAAAAAUCCUCGAAUCCAACUAUCUUCUGGCUCUCAUCUAAAGCCAGCGGACCAGAGCUUUGGGAGUGCCAGCCCUACCAACUUGUUAUUCAAUUCUAAUCAUGUAGGCAAACUGCACCUUUCUACCUCUAGAAGGCCACUCACGGUUCAAGCUUCAUACAGUGAUGGUGGUAGGCCAAGCAGUGCAAGCAUUUUUGUUGGAGGUUUUGUUUUGGGAGGACUCGUGGUUGGUGCACUUGGAUGUGUAUUUGCUCCUCAGAUCAGCAAGGCACUAGCUGGAGCUGAUAGGAAGGAUCUAAUGAAGAAACUGCCUAAAUUCAUAUAUGAUGAAGAAAAAGCUUUGGAGAAAACAAGGAAGGUUCUGACCGAGAAGAUUGCUCAGCUGAACUCUGCUAUUGAUGAUGUUUCUGCUCAGCUCCGAACUGAAGAUCCCCCAAAUGGAGUUGCUGUGAACUCCGAUGAAAUUGAAGCCGCCAUAUGAAUUGCCUUGCUAUUCACAUUGCGGUUUAACUGGUCUUGUUAUCCAUGUUAAGAAAUAAUAGGUGCAUUAUUGUAGUUUUCCUGUUUUCUUGGUGAACAGUGUAACUCUCUCUUUUGGAUGUGUUGUGGUUGUUGCACAAAUAGAUGAAUACAUAUAUUUUGCCAUACAUGGUGGUAAAGAUGCUCAAGUUUUGUGC